AUGGUGAACAUCGAAACUGGCGAUUGGAUUCUGUUUGAGCGGACCAAAGCUGUGAAACGCACUAUCAAUUGGAGCGAAAGUGGACCGACUUCUUCCGACUACUAUUUCCAGCGCGCACGAUGGGCGAAGCAGAUCGGAGGAUUUAAAGACGAACAGAAUGAAUGUAAUCUUUUUAUUGCGGCCGAAUUCUAUGAAAAGGAAUAUAUAGAUAUGUGGCCAGGUCAGAAUCUGUCUGAGUUCCCACACGAUACCUGUCUUUUCCGCGUGGACGAGCGCUUUCAUUACGGACAGGGAAUGAAUGAGGCCAACCGGUACAUUGUCUCUCAUCCCCAAAAUCGAGUGGAUAUACACCAGGGUCGGUUCCGCUCCAAUAAUGCUGCUGUCGCGCUACUAGCGGCAGGUAAUCUGAUGCCGGAUGUCAAGGUCGGCGAGAUCACCAUUCAACUGGAUGAAAAAUUCUUUAACACCCUGGUGGAUACGGGUGUUACGCUCAUAGGUGACAAAUUGAGAGUCUUUGAGAAGCCACAGCCGCCAAAAAAUCAGGGAGAGUUUUUCAAGAAAUUUGGAAGGAACAAGCCCCUCUGGUAUGUGGAACCAGCUACGUUCAGGAAGCCCAUCGACGAGCCCGAGAAGACCAAGCCGGGCAACUAG
This is a messenger RNA of Penicillium brasilianum, 651 nucleotides long. NCBI's taxonomy places the organism in Eukaryota, Fungi, Ascomycota, Eurotiomycetes, Eurotiales, Aspergillaceae. The record is from the annotation of a GenBank genome assembly.